Euleptes europaea (tarantolino) is the source of this 513-nucleotide messenger RNA. RefSeq names its product interleukin-20-like. The record is from RefSeq and is a predicted model, not a curated record. The coding region runs from base 1 to 513 and encodes 170 amino acids. Lineage: Eukaryota; Metazoa; Chordata; Lepidosauria; Squamata; Sphaerodactylidae. The transcript has 5 exons.
AUGCAGUUAGAAUUAUACAUCAUUGCCAGACACAGCAUCCAAGCAACUAAGGAGCAGUUUGGCAUGGGUCCUUUCACCUGCAUUGUCGUCCUUUCAUUUCUCUUUGGUAUGAGUAUGCCAAAAGAACACAAAACGCUCCAGUUUGGCCAAUGUGAACUGAGUGGAAUAUCUUUGCGAGAACUAAGAGACUAUUUUGGUGAAAUAAAAGAAACUGUUCAAAACCAGGAUACUAGGACUGAUGUGAUACUGCUGAAGGAAAGUGUCCUGCUACAAACUCCAAUGUCAGAGAGCUGCUGCUUACUUCGCCACCUGCUGAGAUUUUACAUCGAAAGUGUUUUCAGGCACUAUGAAGCAACAAGCAAUGCGCUUAAAAGGAAAACCAGCAUCUUAGCAAACACCUUUCUCCACAUUAAGACAACUCUGAGACAGUGUCUGGAUAGGAAUAUAGCAGCAAUCAAAGCUGUGGGAGAGAUGGACAUUCUGUUUGCCUGGAUGAGUGAUAUCAACAAUUAA